AUGUCGGCUCUCAUUGCCAGAUUCGGCGAGGUACUCCGCAAAAAGGAAACACGGGACUAUUUCAUGAGUACUCAUUUCUGGGGCCCAGUUGCCAACUGGGGAUUGCCACUAGCUGCGAUAGCAGACAUCAAAAAGAGUCCAGAGUUCAUUAGUGGCAAAAUGACUACUGCUCUCAUUCUAUACUCGGCACUAUUUAUGCGAUUCGCUUGGGUCGUCAUACCGAGGAAUUACCUCCUCAUGGCAGUACAUGUUGUCAAUGAGGGCUGUCAACUUACUCAGAUGUAUCGCUUUGUCCAGUGGGAGUAUAGAGGCGGCAAGGAGAAAGGUUGGACUGCACCAGAUCAAGCAACUGCAACCAAAUUCUAA
Molecule: messenger RNA, 366 nt
Organism: Synchytrium microbalum
Lineage: Eukaryota; Fungi; Chytridiomycota; Chytridiomycetes; Synchytriales; Synchytriaceae
Exons: 5
Coding region: 1-366 (121 amino acids)
Biological process (GO): pyruvate import into mitochondria
Cellular component (GO): mitochondrial inner membrane
Source: RefSeq, a predicted model, not a curated record